GCUAAACAUUAAAAGUAAUAAAAUAAUGCAAAAUACUGAAGAAGAGUAGUUUUCUCCGUUUAUUUCACCCAUGUUCUUCUCCGAUCAUUUGCUAUCGCCAACCCUAGAGGACGAAGGUUUGGGAAGUGCUUGCCAAGGUGCGGACGGUAAUCAAAUUUUCGGUUAUCCAUUUACAAUCCUAACGGAGGGGAAGGAGCAGGAGAAUGACAUGGUCGGACCCUCUAUCAAGGUCCCAAGGUCUACUAGCACCCAGACCGCCAUGGACGCUCCCUCGGGGUUCUUCACCGUUCAUCUGGCGUCUCUGAAGAAGGGGUUGUGGUUUCCUCUUCACUCGUUGUUGAUUGAGUUCCUCAACGAAGUGGACCUCCUUCCUUGCCAGUUGGUCCCCAAUUCUCACCGGUACGUCGCCGGGUACCUGGUCAGAUGCAAGGCAGUAGGGGUGAAGCCUACCCUUGACCAUUUCCUGUUUACCUUUAAGCUGACCAAGGGUCAUGGGGAUUGGGCGUCCUAUGCCAGUCUUUCCCAAAGGUCCAGCAAAUUGUUUACCAGGCUCCCAUCCUUCCGUCGCGUCCCAUGUCCCCCCUCCGAUGCCACCCUUCUGUCCAUCACCCGGCAACUCUGUGGCCAAGGGGCCUUCGAGAUUAAGAAGGUGGUGACCGAGGAAUCUAUAACAGCGCUGGGGUUUGAGUUUGUCCAAGACGAGCUUCGCCACCAGCCCGACCUGCUAAGGGAUGUUCCCGGGGGACAUCAACCCAACCUGCUGAGGGAUGCCCCUGGAGGCGUUGACUAUGGUCCUUUUGUCGAGCCACCAGGACUAGAGGACAAGAUGGACGAUGAUCUUCUCCUCGGCCACUUCGUUGCGGGGAGGAAGAGGAAGAGGGACGCGUCCAGGCAAAACAAAAACAAGCGCUCUUCCUCGCGCGGCGAAGAUAGUCCUCCACGUGAGCAGGUCGUGAUCGAUGUAGAAGACCAGGAUGACGCGGCUCUGGCGACAGGGACAAUGGCGAUGAGCUCCCCGCCGCGUUCCCUGAUGCUCGUACAGGCUACGCUGGGGAUGAUCGAGAUCGUCGGCCGGAGGCAGGACCGCCAAGCUGCUAUGGAUGAGGCGAAGAAGGUGGCGGAAGAUAAGCAGAGAGAGCUGCAGGAGGAGGUAGCUCGCUUCGCCAGGGAGUUAGAAGAGGAGAAAGGUCGCUCCGCCGUCCUUGAGACUAAGAAUGCCUCCAUAUCUUCUGAAUUAGGGUCCGUUUCUGCUCGCAUAGCUGAGUUAGAGGGGGAGAAGACCGAUCUGAUCCAACAGCUGGAGGUAGCGAGGAGCGACCAGGCCCGUCGCAUGGAGGAGGCGAUCGAGUCAUUCAAAUCUUCUCCUGACUUCGCUACGGUUGCUAUGGAGCGGAUGGACAAGCUGGUAGUCGAAUGGCUCAAAACCAGGCCCGGGGUCCAAUGGAUGGUCAAGGAAGGAAAAAAGUCCUUCAACUGUGGACUCUUUCGUGCCCAACAAGUUUUUCGCAACAAGCUGGCCCGGCUCCCCAAAGGAUUCUCCUUCCCGACCUCGGUUUUCCUCCUCCUUGCCGCGCCUUGGCUGAGUUCGACCCCAGCCCUUACUUGGACGAGGGGAGCUCAAGCGCCUCUAACGAGGAAGAAGAAGAAGCUGCGCUGGACGACCAAGGUGGGCAGGGCGACCAGGACCCUGGGGCCAACCUGGCGACGUCCAAGGCGGGUGGAAGCGCCAGCUCGGGCAUCUGAUUUACUUCCCUCCCCGUUGUCUUUUUUACCUUCGAUUUCUUCACCCGGGGCUAUUUAUAAGCCCCUCAUUCUUCGUUUAGCUCCACCAUCAAACACCUUCCUUUUCUCCAUUUUCACCAUGUCUGAAGAAGUUCCUACUUCUUUGAACCUCUCCGAUGGGCCGGUCCCUUCUUCGCCGGAGCCUGCCUCUUCCCAUAAAUCUGUUAACUCCAACGACUGGGGGGGCUAGACCCGUACGAAUUCUGCCGCUGGCUGCCCCGCCGGCAGUGGUCCUCGGUGAAACCUCCACCUAUUCCACCAAACCCUUAUGACGACUUCAGCGUGGCGCGUAAGGCACUUCUAGCCAACCGUCUGCCAAACGGAGGGGUUGACUGGGAUGCUCCAUUCCCCAUCCACCAAUUACAUUGUAUGGCUUGGGAAAGCGUGCAGGAUGAGCACUUGCCCCUCUUGGAGCAUGAAGGAGCAUAUCUCACAAGUCUGGAGCGAUGGACUAGCGUGAGUCGCACCAACUCACCGGUGCGGCCUAAUGAAGAGGUUGUGGUGGG
Messenger RNA from Cuscuta campestris, 2288 nucleotides. The record is from the annotation of a GenBank genome assembly. NCBI's taxonomy places the organism in Eukaryota, Viridiplantae, Streptophyta, Magnoliopsida, Solanales, Convolvulaceae.